AUGGCGCCAUCUGAUGAUCUAAAGUCCCAUGCCGUAUCCUCUCAUGACUUUUAUGCCCUAUUGGACCUCAGCCCCACAGCCGUUGACAGCGAGAUCAGACGAGCAUACAGGAGGACAGCUCUCAAAUACCAUCCUGAUAAAAUCGCGAACCCUACACCAGCUGAUAUUGACAAAUUCCAUCUCCUCCAAAUUGCAUAUGAUGUUCUCUCUGAGCCCUCCGUACGCCAAUUAUACGACAAUGCUAGGGAAGCUCGAGAACGGAAAAAGAGAGAAAAUGAGCUGCUCGAAGGAGCGCGGAGGAAGAUGAAGGAAGAUCUAGAGGCAAGAGAACGAGGAAUUAAGAGACCUUGGGCCCCGGGUGGCCCCGGCGGAGACCGUGACGAUUUACAGGCAGCAGAGGAUAAAUUGGAGCAGGAAAUCAGGCGACUCGCAGAGGAUGGGAAGAGGAGACGACGAGAAAAGGAGGAGCUAAUGCGUAGCCAAGUUCUAGAAGAGGAAGAAAGGCUAGAGAGAGAGAGAGAAGAACUGGAAACGAAAGAACAAGGAAUGAUGAAGAAUGCUGCACCCUCGUGCAAUGUGGGCGGGACCGCAGUGCCAGAAAUUGAUCGAACAGUGAAAGUUCGGUGGAUACGUGAAGGACUUGGGCUGGAUAUGGAUAAGAAUCGGCUAGAGUCGUUAUUUUCGAUAUUUGGCAAAGUUGAGAGUACCUUUACGUUGAAGGAUAAGAGACAACGUGUAGGUGACCAACGGGAGAAAAAAACCAUUGCCACCGGUGUCGUGGUGUUUACUUCAAUAGUUGGUGCCCAUGCAGCUAUUGAAGAUAGAUCAAAGCAUCAAGGCGAUGUCUGGGAUCUCAUUGAAUCUGUGACUUGGGCGUCAAAUAAACAGCCAGAUUGGGAUGCUUACCGAUCUUCCUCCCCCUGCACAGCCGGAGAGCAUGGCAGGGCGGAACCCUCCUUGGUAGCAGCCUCUGAACCUGAUAUACCACAGCCUUCAACAAAAUACAGGCCAAAACGAUUUACAAUGGCUGACCUGAACCCAUCGAAAGAGAAAUCUGAUGAGAACAAAAAGAGCAAAGCCCCUUCUUUUGGGUCAUUUACAUCUACUGGUACUUCGCCUGUAGUUAGAUCUAAUGAAAACGGACCGAGCUUAGAAGAGCUUACCUUGAUUCGGCUUAAAAACGCAGAGAGAAAGAAGCUGGAAGAACAAAUCCGGAAAGAAGAUGAAGCUGCUGCCCUUGCGGAGGCUGGUUCCUUGAAAUGA
This is a messenger RNA of Microsporum canis CBS 113480, 1263 nucleotides long. Its product is annotated as pre-mRNA-splicing factor cwc23. Gene Ontology annotation, cellular component: spliceosomal complex. Gene Ontology annotation, biological process: spliceosomal complex disassembly. Gene Ontology annotation, molecular function: nucleic acid binding. NCBI's taxonomy places the organism in Eukaryota, Fungi, Ascomycota, Eurotiomycetes, Onygenales, Arthrodermataceae. Bases 1 to 1263 code for a protein of 420 amino acids. The record is from RefSeq and is a predicted model, not a curated record. The transcript has a single exon.